Messenger RNA from Aphanomyces invadans, 1370 nucleotides. RefSeq lists its product as hypothetical. The record is from RefSeq and is a predicted model, not a curated record. Lineage: Eukaryota; Oomycota; Saprolegniomycetes; Saprolegniales; Verrucalvaceae. Bases 48 to 1352 code for a protein of 434 amino acids. Gene Ontology annotation, cellular component: CCR4-NOT complex. The transcript has 4 exons. Gene Ontology annotation, biological process: negative regulation of translation; mRNA catabolic process.
AAACAGCACAAGGAACAAGACCAAUAUCGAAAAUCUCGCCGACAACGAUGCUGGACGCAAGGGAAAUGGUGCCCCUGCUGGCCAUCCUCAAUGAAGACGAGAAAUCCCUGGAGGCAGUCGUGUCUCUGUUCCUACGGUCCUUCACGAAAAACGACCACUUUAAGGUGGGCUGCAUGAUCUGCUUGCUCGUGGUCGACAACCUGUUGACAAACGCGCAACGCAUCGUGGGCUUUACGAUCUUGAGCGAAGUGUUUCGGAACGAAAACAACACGAACCCGUUCUUCCCGUGCCUCGUGGAAGCAGUGGACGCGCCGUUGGUCGACCCCGCCGAGAAGCGAUUUCUGCUACACCUCCUGGCGCGCAUGAGCUUGAGCGGCAACUCUUCCGAACCGAGCAAGAAGCACAUGAAUGCGAAACAGGUGCUGAAUUUCUUUCGCAACGAGCCCAAGGCAGCGUCGAUCAACCUUGACCUGGAUAAGCAACUCUACGUCGAGAAAACGCCGCGCGUACCUGAAGGCCGAGCCCACGGUAUCCGUGGUGUGUUGUCCCAUUCACCACUGGAAUUCCAAGAGCAUGGUAACCACAACCUUCUCCUCGCGCCGUCCGACAUCAACGCCGUGAACACUGACGACGAAGCGCCACUGAAUGUCCAAGACCUGCAUCUGGACACAUUCACGAUGCUCAGCGUCGAUCCAUCGUUCGUCCGACCUCCUCCGACAAUUCUCGAACCCGACGUGACUGAGUUUAUGUGGCUCAACCCGGACUACUGCCCCACAUUGCUCUGGGACACAGCAAUGUACGAAGAAGUAGACAUCGAUUGCGGGCGCGAGUUGCGGGACCUCAUGUCCAAGGCAUUCCACGGCCCGCUGGUGCCGUCGCAGCAGCAAAAGGUGCUGGCCGACCUGGACGCAGACCCGAAGCUCGUGUACUCGUGCCAGCUGACGCCGGCUCGGCUGCCCGACCUGGUCGAAAACAACCCGAUGAUCGCGAUUGAGUGCUUGUUGAAGCUCAUGUCGUCGAACCAAAUCACCGAGUACUUGUCGGCCCUUGUCAACAUGGACAUGUCGCUGCACUCGAUGGAAGUGGUGAACCGUUUAACGACCGCGGUUGAAUUGCCGACUGAGUUCAUCCACUUGUACAUUUCAAACUGCAUCUCGUCGUGCGAAAACAUCAAGGACAAGUACAUGCAAAGCCGUCUCGUUCGCCUCGUGUGCGUCUUCUUGCAGUCGCUUAUCCGUAACAAGAUCAUCAAUGUGCAGGACUUAAUUAUUGAAGUGCAAGCCUUUUGCAUCGAGUUUAGUCGGAUCCGGGAAGCGGCGGGUCUGUUUCGCUUGUUGAAAACGUUGGAAUAAAAUAGCCACAAAACCACA